Rubroshorea leprosula is the source of this 1565-nucleotide messenger RNA. The record is from the annotation of a GenBank genome assembly. NCBI's taxonomy places the organism in Eukaryota, Viridiplantae, Streptophyta, Magnoliopsida, Malvales, Dipterocarpaceae.
CAAAGCCUCACUUUUCUCGACUGCUACUUCUGCCCGUAUCAUCAAUUCAACACCCCGAGCUUCCCCCAGCCUCUCCCCCAUCACUUUCUCGAGAAAAUUGCAGUUCUCCCAAUUCCAAAACACCCCAAGAUGGCAGCUUUUUCAUACCAGUACCAGCCUUUUCUCCUCGACCCUGUUUUCCAACCAACCAAAGUUCCUUCCUUUACAGAGGAGGAAGGAAACAUCUACACCAAUUGCUUAUCCCAAUUUCACACACCGGAAACUGUGCCGGAGUCUACUCUCCUUGGUCAACCCUCCAAGGUGAUUCUUAGUGAUGAUAGUGAGCCUUCUUCUCUGACUAGAAAACAGAGUACUGACUCUUCUACUGUGGUGGAUAAGAUUGAAAGUGGUGAGCAGGUUACUCAGAAUGUGAGUUACAUGGGGAGGAAGAGGAAGAACAGAAAUGGGUCUCCCUUGGGUUCUGAUCCUGCCAAGGAUGCAAGAGAAGUGAAAAGCAAGAAGCAGAAGAAGGACAAUAGCUCCAUGAAAGAUGAAGAGAAAGAGGCAAAAACGGAAAAGAAGGAUAAGAAGAAGGCUUCUGAGGAACCUCCAACAGGCUACAUUCACGUAAGAGCAAGAAGAGGACAAGCAACAGACAGCCACAGCCUUGCAGAAAGGGUAAGAAGAGAGAAAAUCAGUGAGAGGAUGAAGAUUCUUCAGCGGCUUGUUCCUGGCUGUGACAAGGUAACUGGAAAGGCCCUAAUGUUGGAUGAGAUAAUUAAUUAUGUUCAGUCCCUACAGAAUCAAGUAGAGCUUCUCUCCAUGAAGCUCGCUUCUCUUAAUCCACUUUUCUAUGAUUUUGGGAUGGAUCUUGAUGCCUUUAUGGUCAGACCAGAUCAGAGAUUGAACUGCAUGGCAUCACCACUGCCACCUCUUCAACAAUGCAACCCCACUCAGGCUGCAGCUUUUGCUGAUACAACCACGGCCUUUACCCCACCUAAUAAUAAUUAUCCCCCUAUUGAUGCUUCACCUUCACUUUUACUUCAAUCUCAGAAUAAUGGAAAUGUAAUGUGGGAUAUGGACGACCAGAGACAGAAGUUUCUUAGUUCAUCUGUAUUCAGUGACAGCUUGUGUUCUUUCCAUUAAAUGUUGAUAGAGAGUGCUGCCCUGCAAAAACCAAACAUCUGGUGGUUGCCAAACAGAGAGAAGGGAAACCCCAUUAAGAAUCAGAUCAAGGCUUUCUCUUUUCAAGUGGAGAAUGGGGAUUCUGUUUCCCUGGAAAAACUCUAGUUCCAAAUUCAACCAAGUAAAAAACAGCAUCUGAAACAUGAAUAAAGGGCAGCAGCAUAAUCAAUGGAGGAAGAACACCAAAGAGGACAAACAUAAACCGACCAAAUUGGACCAUAUCUUUUGUAGAUCCCUUUGUUCUUGUCCACAGUAUGUCUCUAUCAUGCACAAAUUCCCAGAAUAUAGGGUGUUAAUGUUUAACUUAGGAUUAGAAAAGAGGGGAAAGCAGUAGUACUUGUUAAUUGUUAUGCAGUAAAAGUGUAAUGUAAAGUAUAUAUAUUAUAUAAUAAAACUGAAUU